Molecule: messenger RNA, 4088 nt
Organism: Porites evermanni
Lineage: Eukaryota; Metazoa; Cnidaria; Anthozoa; Scleractinia; Poritidae
Source: the annotation of a GenBank genome assembly
AUGUACGGACUUAGCGCAGAACAAAACGUUGUCCCUGACCCUUCGGUCUACGCUCAAGUAAGUACUCUAUCAUAAACUUUACCUUACUUAACUUAAGUCACUGAGGGAUAUAUUCAUUAUUCAUUUUAAUGUAACAUUGAUUUAAAUCACAAAGAUGGUCGAUUACUUAACAUUCGUUGCUCGCGAUUUUUCUGCUGUUCUGGUAGUUUGUGAUUUUCUAACUUAACGUAUAUUUAUUUGGUGUGAUAUUAAAAAAGAUUUUCGUUUGCCAAUAUUGCUUAAAGGAUCUGAACAGUCCACUCUAGCGCUCGCUACAUGUAAAGGAAUGGCACUUAUGAUUGUUCUAAAUGUGAUAAUUUCUUGCCAUAAUGGCGCGCUGAAGACAACGCUCUUUCGCGAAACGUCAAAAAGGUUUAAGGACGCCUGUUGAACUUUAUUAACUGAGUACUGAAUCUUUGUUUUUUUACAACUCAAGGCGGUAUAAUUUAUCCUAGUUGUCGUGUCGGGGUAGAAGUAAUUACGUGCGGCAUGUAAACGACUGGUGACGAAGAAUUUUAUAAUGUUGCGCUUGAAAAGACUCAUUGUUCCUUUAGCAUUGUGAUGAAGCUCGUGUAGCAGCACCAACAUUAUGGGCCGAUUACAAGACAUUAGUGACUAAACAUGGGCAAAGAGAGGAGACAGAAAUUCAAACCAUGUGAUUGAGUAACUUAUUUUCUAAGCAAAAACAUUUGCUCAUUUGUGGCUUGGUCUGUCUCGUCUCUUGCCAGUAUCUUUUUUCACUGCGUUAAAUGUUGAGUUUUUACACACCGUUGUGAUGAACACUCUAAUCGCUUAAUUCAUUUUGUACUUUUAGGAUUUGAUCCCCGAUGAUCAGUCACUUUUCGACCCUGCCUUCAAUGAUCCUUACAAGCCACUGAAACCAUCCAACAAGAGCGACAAUCAUUUCUAUAGUAAAAAGAGGCCAUUGGAGUCUGAACUUGAAGAGCCACUAGCCAAAAGAGCUUACGUUCCCAGCAAUGAUUUUGUGGAAAGAAACACACCAUCGCCUGUCCCACAAAACCUUUCGCAUGAAAAACGAGUCAUAGUUCCAGCCGGUAAGAAUUCAUAUUAAGAUUGUCAAAUCGUAGUUUGAUGUCUAUCAACAUUAGUCACACCCAAUGAGUUAUGUGUCAAUCCAGUUGAAACGCGCCCUGUGUCAUGUUUUCUCGCACUGCCGAUUGAAUUUCUCUCUAGUAAUCAUUCUGGAUUGUGACAAGAAGAUUUGGGCGGUCUUAGUAAACCCCACCCCGGCUUUUUCGGUUUGACCUCGGACCGUGAAAAUGAGAGCGAUUACCUUUAAACCGCAAGGCAUUAAAUUUUGAUGAGGGCUGCGACACGAACAUUUUUGACUUGCCGAUUGGAAGUUGAAUUUGAAAUAUUUGAAUAUAAUGUUCAAGUGCUGAGGAGACCGGAAAGCGUGAAUAUAGAUUGCCUAAUUUCGUAAAAAAGGCGGAACAACCCGCUGCGUCUUAGUCUACUACUUUUGUCUUCAUAGUUUGCUGAAGGGAUUCGACCAUCCAUCUUGUUAUUAAACUGUUGCUCACUUUGACGAAAAUUAUUUGUCACUAAAACUUGUUUUAAAAAUAUGAGGACGAAAUUAUAUCUUGUUACCAUUCAAAUGAAACCUCUGUGGCAUAACUUUUUCACAGUUCUUUUUACUUAUUAAGGUAGGCAAAAAAGGAAAAUUAAAUUGUCUUAAAGGAAUAUUUCUUUGGCCUUAAUAAGAAGUGUAAAGGGUUAAGCCGGUCCUUCAAGAAGCUGUGGCCCUUUCUUGUUUGUUAAUAUCCAGUGAACAAACACUUCAGAUACUGUUCUUCUAUUACCUGCCGAUACUCUUCAUCUCGGUAUUAUCACAGUGAUUUAAAUAACGGGUUCAAAUAACUUCCAUGGUGUUCAUCAAGCGUUCAUAAAAUGCCUCACGAGUCAAUCGUUACCAGCUGACUUGGACAAAAACAUAACAACUCAAUUUUUACUGUAACAUUUCUUUAAAAAGUCUACAUUUUUAGAAAGCUCACAAACAGUGUCAAUUGCGAUAAAGCGCUCUUGAUUUUGAUGGUUUUAUUGCAAUGACUCUUCCUAUGAGUUUUAACAUCUGGUUGAUUUAAUUUUCCUUUUUUUUUUUGGUUCAGAUCCUCUGUGCUGGACCAAAGAACAUGUUCGUCAAUGGAUUCAGUGGGCCAUCAAAGAAUUCAGUCUCAAAGACAUCGAUGCCGAUCGAUUCGAUAUGGACGGCAGAGAACUCUGCAAACUGACCAGGGAGGGCUUUAUGAAACUAGCCCCAGCCUAUAAUGGAGACAUUUUGAUGGCACAUUUAUGCGUUCUUCGUAAAAGUAAGUCAAAAACACUGUCUUGACACGAAAACCUACUGUUUUUCCCUCAAAAAUAGUCAUCCAAUUAGUGAUGAAGAAAUCUUAAUCCAAUCUGAUAGUCAUCUUUAUGGUGAAAGUAAGAUGGAUUUUAACAAUUUAGCCAAAAUUCAUGAACCAAACAAGCAAGAAAGAAAUAGGAUUAGUGCCGUUGUUAGUUUUAGGUCAAGGCAAUCUUGAGAAAACAACACGCGACAUGAUAGAAAUCUAAGUUAAUUUACAUGUUUUCAACCCUUUUUACUCCCAGAGUCUUAUACUUAUCUUGUAUUUCUGUUCGUUCAUUUCAGCUCCUCUACCAAACCUUACCUCUGAUGAUAUUGAUAGCGCUUUGGCCCCUGCAUCCACACAAGGUAAGAAUCCCAUUUUUUCGUCUUCAAAGUAAUAACGUUCGACCCUGUUCGCCUCCAGAAGCUCAGUGGUUAGAGCAUCCGAACUAGAACUCAAGAGGGUCGUGAGUUCAUUUCUCACCUGAAGAUCAGAUUAUUUUUCCUAAGCUUUAGAUUUUACCUUCUUUCAAAUUUAAAACGCCUCUCUCGUGAAACAUUUUCCCUGAAAAGCAUUGUGUUGUUGAUGUAUAACAGGUUGUUAAUUCAAGGAUUUUUGCUAUUAUUUUUUGCAGCGUCUUACCACGCACCUUCUCCACCAGUGUUUGACUCGAGACAACACCCUGUGAUCACUAGCAAUCCAUCAGUUGUCAGGAGCACUGAAAGUCUUCAAGCACGAUUCAGUGGAAAUGGUGAGUUCAUAGUCUCAUUUUAUUCCACCUCAAGGUUUUGUUCCCUUAGCUUGCAAGUUGUCGUUCUCAUCGGCACUCUUAUCAAGGCAGAUUAUGCUUUUUUUUUUCUCAUUCUCUCUUACCCUUUAAAACUUAUGCCUUCAAUUUUCUUCUAAGUUUCUCUUACUCUAAAAAAAAAACUUCUUGAUUUCGCGUGUUCUUAAGUAAUUUAUUUUCUCUGUAUGUUAUAGUCUAUUCAUUUGUUUUCUUAAUAUUCUUUUUUCUGUUAUUUUUUAGAUUCCAUUGACAGAAGUUCUCCUUGGGCGUCACCUUCAUCCACUCCAAGACUAUCCCAUAUGAAGGACAGUGUUGUUCCCUCCAGACCCAUGUCCGUUCCAGAGCCUCAGUCCCUCUCGAGUUCGUUCUCCAGUGCCAACGUUGGUAGCCGCGCCGAGCCCGCUAGCACCGGCAGCGGACAGAUUCAGUUGUGGCAGUUCCUUCUCGAGCUCUUGUCAGACCCAAAGAACUCGACUUGCAUCGCCUGGGAAGGUUCCAACGGCGAAUUCAAGCUGGUAGAUCCUGACGAGGUAGCCAGAAAGUGGGGAGAGCGAAAGAAUAAGCCAAACAUGAACUACGACAAGCUUAGCCGAGCGCUGCGAUAUUACUACGACAAAAACAUCAUGACCAAGAUCCACGGCAAGAGAUACGCCUACAAAUUUGACUUCCAAGGAUUGGCUCAACUCAACCAGCCAAUCACAUCAGACGCUCAAGCACAUGCGCAAGCCGCGUACAAGUUUCCUGGAUCAGACUUCUACGCUGGUUUUCCCGCCGCCUCGUCGCUGUUCCCGCAUCCAGCAGCCAACAGCUGUUACCCAAUGUCCUACUGGGCGCGGGCUCCACCAUCGUAUCCGCAAACAAGACCAAUGUACGGUCCGCCAUUGGGCGCUGGGAUGACUUACUACGCUUAG